GCGGCGCAGCGCACCCGCGGCCCAGCCGCGGCCACUGCGGCAUCGCCGCGGUCACGCCGCCAUUCGAGAGGUGGGCUACCCAGCCCGAACCCCUGGCGAAGAAGCUCAUUGCCAAGACACUACCUCUCCCGAAGAGCGAGGCAGAAGCGCACAAGGUCUACGAGGUUUACGGCAAGCCUCCCACAGACCCAGCCGCGCAACGCCAGUACAAAGACGAGAUCAAGAGCCGCACAUACGAUUUUGCCAACCUCAUCUGUGCGGCCAGGCGGGCCAACAAGCCCUGCGACCAGGAGCUAAUAGAAGUUGCAGCACUCAAGUUCCUGAUGGGACUCACCGAGAAGCGCAAGGACCAGAUCCAGGAUGCCCCAGACUCCGAGGACGAAGAGCCCGACGACGUGGCCCAGGACCAUCAGGCAGCGGACGGCCCAGCUUCGCACAAUGUGGUUCCACCGCCACCCCCACCAGCAGCGCCUGGCAAUCAACUGACUCAGAUACAAGCACAGCUCGCCAUGCAGCAAAGCGUAAUCAGCCAGCUGCUGGGAUUAGUGCAGCCAGCCGCGGGGGCAUGCAUACAGGGCGUCCCUGGAGCCCCCCCGCCCGUCACGGGCGCGGUCCUGGCACCGCCUCCAGCACAUCUGAUCCAGCAGAUGCAGACUAUCACGCAGGGCACUUUCCCUCCCCAGCAAGUUUUCAGCCAGCCUCAGCAGACCCAGCAAGUGCACCAGGGCACGCCGGCGAGGUCCAAGUCGGCCAUGGGCCAAGCUUACAUGGCGGCGAAAGGGAAAGGCAAGGACGCCAGCGCAGUGGGGUUUACCCCAGAGGGGGCGGUAGCCCCCAUGGCAGUAGAUCAGAAGGGAGCAGCGCCUACAACGGCGAACCUUGCAGUGCCGCCCCCAGCCCAGGGGCCAGCGCACCCGCCAGCCCCACUCCCUGGAGGGCCAGGCCCCCACCAAGCCCAGCACGAGCUGACCCACGCCAUUGCGGCAGCAAAGGCCGCUGGGAUGGACCAUCCGACCCCAGAGACGGGGGGCUACAAGGACCCAGCGACGAUCAGGGAGCUGCACGCCCAACUGGAGGCAGCAAGGAGAACGGGACCGAGCCAGGCGGCGGUCACCGCGCAGUCGUCUCCGACCCAGCAGGUCGCACCGACCCCGCCAGCAGACUCGCAACCAACCAUAAGCUCACAGCUGCAGGGGUUGGACAGAGUUGUGCAGGCCGCCACGGACGCUUUCUUCCAGAAGCAGCGCGAACUCCAGGAGCAGGCGGAAGCAGCCAGAAUACCAUGCCCAACCUCUCCGCCCAGAGCUCCCCUGCACCGCAGCUCGCCUACCGAGCACUCCGUGCCAACAGCAGUGCCGAGUCCCAGCUCGCCACCAGGGCAGGCAGCCCAAGGGCAGCCACCAGCGGUACCAUCUCCCACAGAGGUCGAGGUUCCCAGCCAGAUGCCUUCACCGUCGGAGCCUACGCUGGUACGCAGCCCAGCCUUUGCCACAGCAGCGGGGUGUUCACCCACAGCGCCAUUCCUCCCGGAAGUCUACGCGCCAGGUUUCCACUCCGCUCCGACUCAGCUAGCAUCGCAGACUCAACCAGAGACCCAGGUUGCAGCACAGGUGCCUCCAGCACCAACAACGCCCGAGCGCCACCAGACAGCGGGUCUCAGCCCCACAUCGCCAGCCGACCCAGCGUACGGCCAGAACGCGCACGACUGGGGGCCGCUGGGGCAGCCACCAAGGAAGUCGGCGUGCGCACCAGGCACCAUGAAGGACGACAUCUGA
Molecule: messenger RNA, 1775 nt
Organism: Prorocentrum cordatum
Lineage: Eukaryota; Dinophyceae; Prorocentrales; Prorocentraceae
Source: the annotation of a GenBank genome assembly